AUGUUCUCCAAAAACCUCAUCCUCGCUGCUGCCCUCGUGGGACAAGCUUACGGUUUGACCAUCAACACUCCUCCCUCCCUCGUUCAAUGUCAACCCGCCUCCAUCACUUUCUCUGAGGGAACCGCUCCUUACAUUCUUGCCGUUAUCCCUGGUGGUCAAGUUUCAGCUGCUGCCAUCGAGACCAUCGAUGACAACCUCACCUCAUCCCCCAUCACUUGGAACGUCAACCUUGCUUCUGGUACUUCCAUCACCUUGAAGAUAACUGAUUCUACGGGAACCAUCGCCUACUCUUCCCCUCUUACCAUCCAAGCCGGUUCUUCCAGCUCCUGUUUGAACACUACCGCCGCUACCAGCGGUGUCUCCACUGGUGCCGUCACCACUACCGUUUCUUCCUCUGGAACCGCUAGUGCCGUCUCCAACGCCGUCUCUACCACUUCAACUACCUCCGCUGCCGGCUCUGCCUCUGCUUCUACCAGCCGAGCUGCCUCUGCCGCCUCCUCAGCCGCUGGUUCUGCCACCUCCGCUGCCGGUUCCGUCACUUCCGCCGCUGGUUCUGCUGUCGGUUCUGCUACCUCCGCUGCCGCCUCAGCCGCUGCUUCAGCCGCCGGUUCCGGUGCUCUUGCCAACAAGGUUGUCGCUCUUCCCGCUGUUGCCCUCGCCGUCGUUGGUGGUCUCGCCUUACUCCUUUAA
Messenger RNA from Kwoniella mangroviensis CBS 8507, 690 nucleotides. RefSeq lists its product as uncharacterized. NCBI's taxonomy places the organism in Eukaryota, Fungi, Basidiomycota, Tremellomycetes, Tremellales, Cryptococcaceae. The record is from RefSeq and is a predicted model, not a curated record. The transcript has 8 exons. Bases 1 to 690 code for a protein of 229 amino acids.